UUCUGCCAUUUUUGGGGGCUUCUUGCUUUUAGAGAUGUGGGGGAGGCUUUAAAUUUCCCCAAAUUUUGACUUUUUAAAAAAGGGAAAAUCAACCCAUUUUCAGUUUCUAGAGGAGAAGUUAAAACAGUACCCUUUGUUUAUGAGGAAAAAAUAUGGAAGUAAUCUAGCUGCCCCAAAAUGAUAUUUUGGAAGAAUUAAUUGCAUCACCUGAAGUUACAGUGGCAUGGCAGGGAUACCCUGGGGAAAGCAUGUGGAUUUCUUUAAAUGCAUGUAGAUUUUGUUUUUAGGAUUAACUGGAAAAUAUCCCAAGUCCUGAGAGGAGAAGUACUUGGAAAAGAAGCUACAAGAGUUGAACCAGCAUGGGAGACUGGAAAGCUUACAUCAAUACAAUCCUGAAGGACAAGAAUAUUGAAGAUGUAGCAAUUGUCGGACAUUCUGACAAUAAGUCUGUAUGGGCAUCUAAACCAGGAGGUCUGUUGGCAGCUAUCUCUCCCCAGGAAGUUGGGCUGAUCACUGGACAGGAUAGAAAGUCUUUCCUACAGACUGGGAUCACCAUCGCUGGAAAAAAGUGUAGUGUGAUCCGUGACAACUUGCUAGUAGAGAAAGAUGCUGUCAUGGACACCAGAACCAAAGGUGGUGACAGCAGGUCCAUCUGCAUUGGGAAAUCUUCCAAAGCUCUUAUCUUUCUCAUGGGCAAAAAGGGGGUCCACGGAGGAGCCCUGAAUAAGAAGGUGCAUGAUAUGAUAGCAAGCAUGAAGGCAAAAGGCAGCUAGAAGUAGGGAUUUGCCUGAAUCACUUUUCUCCUGGAAGAAGGACGUGGGGAAAGUAUUGGUCCUUUGAAAUAAAAAGCAU
Python bivittatus (Burmese python) is the source of this 852-nucleotide messenger RNA. NCBI's taxonomy places the organism in Eukaryota, Metazoa, Chordata, Lepidosauria, Squamata, Pythonidae. The record is from RefSeq and is a predicted model, not a curated record.